This is a messenger RNA of Labeo rohita (rohu), 893 nucleotides long. RefSeq lists its product as uncharacterized. The transcript is spliced from 6 exons. The record is from RefSeq and is a predicted model, not a curated record. The coding region runs from base 139 to 882 and encodes 247 amino acids. Lineage: Eukaryota; Metazoa; Chordata; Actinopteri; Cypriniformes; Cyprinidae.
CUGGUUCGGUGCUUAUUUUACAUACGGGACAUUGCAGUCGUCAUGUUGUUGGUCGUUUGAAACAGCGCGCUUGAAGGACACAGUUAUGGUCUUUUCGCAAAUCAAUGCAAGAUAAAGCCACAGCAAAACAUCAACAUUAUGCUGUUAAAAGUGCAGUACCAACAUCACAAAAAGUACAUAAAGCUUACUGGAUCGUCUUAUGAUUCUGUAAUCAAGGAUGUCAAGCAGAAGUUUGACAUCUCCACAGAUCAUAAGGUUUUUUUGGCUGACGAGACUGGAACAGAAGUAGAUGAAGAUGUUUUUGCUGACAUUAUUGAGCAGAAGCCUGACACUCUUUGGAUGGUAAUUGAUGCUGUGGCUGUAACAGACUCUCCUGCACACACAAGCUAUCCAUCUUCAAAUGAGACAGAUGCACCAUCACUUCAUUCAGUUGCAUCAUCGUCAGACACACAGCCAUUAGACAGUGAUGGUCCUUUCUUCCCACCUAAAAGAACUUGUUCUGAUGACCAUUUGCAAGAAGCUAAGGAGCUUGUGAAAAGUGUUUUAGAAAAAAAGCCUGCUGGGGAGAAGAUAUUGCAGGAAUACAAAACAACUGGGAAAAUCACAGAUUCCACAAGACGGAUUCUUGUGAACGCAUUAGUUGACAUGAUCGAUAAAUAUGGGAGUAUUCCACCUAAGGAGAUCAGAGUUAAAUCUGCAGUUGGGAUUGUGACUCUGUUUCCCUCUCUCAAAGAUCUCUUUUCCAGAAAAGGCUGUGUGAGUUCUCUAUUUUACUUUUUAGUAGGGAUGCAUGUUGUUAUUAUUAGCAUGCCAUAUAAUUAUCACUACUUUUUGGUCUGUUUAUAUAUUUCAUUUAUCAAUGUAAAACUGUUUUUCAUGUAAGUGCUGUAAUU